Molecule: messenger RNA, 1551 nt
Organism: Syzygium oleosum
Lineage: Eukaryota; Viridiplantae; Streptophyta; Magnoliopsida; Myrtales; Myrtaceae
Product: syntaxin-22-like
Exons: 7
Coding region: 259-1080 (273 amino acids)
Biological process (GO): intracellular protein transport; vesicle-mediated transport; vesicle fusion
Cellular component (GO): membrane; SNARE complex; endomembrane system
Molecular function (GO): SNARE binding; SNAP receptor activity
Source: RefSeq, a predicted model, not a curated record
AAUUGGCAAAAUUUCGCAUCGACAAAAGACCUGUCUGUCGCUCCCCCUGAAUUCGCGGCUUGUAAUGAGCCCCUAAAGUUGUCCGGUUCCGAUCGGAAAUUUCCACAAUUUCUCCGAAAUCCUUCGUCACUCUCUCGCUCUCUCUCUCCCCUUGUCCUCCGAUUUUGCGCCGGUUGUGGAUUUCCUGUGGGGGGGGGGUGGGCGGCGGGGCGGUGGUGGUGGCGGUGGCGGGUCUCCUAGGGCUUGCGGGAAGCGGCGAUGAGCUUUCAGGAUCUCGAAGGCGGCCGCGGGUCGGGAUCGAGGCGGGAGGUCGUCAACGGCCGGCAGGACCCCACGCAGGCCGUCGUCUCCGGCGUCUUCCAGAUCAACACCGCCGUCAACACCUUCCAGCGCCUCGUCAACACCCUCGGCACCCCCAAGGACACCCCCGAGCUCCGCGAGAAGCUGCGCAAAACGAGGCUACAUAUUGGACAAUUGGUGAAGGAUACAUCAGCUAAGCUUAAAGAAGCGAGUGAAACAGAUCAUCAUGCUGGAGUAAGCCCCAGCAAGAAGAUCGCAGAUGCCAAACUGGCAAAAGAUUUUCAGGCAGUUCUUAAAGAGUUUCAGAAGGCUCAACGGCUUGCAGCAGAGAGAGAAACAGCAUAUGCGCCGUUUGUUCCCCAGGCAGUACUUCCUUCGAGCUAUACUGCCAGCGAGAUUGAUGCCAGUUCAGAUAGCAGUCCAGAACAGCGGGCCCUUCUAGUUGAAUCCAGAAGACAAGAAGUCCUGCUUUUGGAUAAUGAGAUCGCCUUCAAUGAGGCUAUUAUUGAGGAAAGAGAACAGGGAAUCCAAGAAAUCCAGAACCAAAUUGGCGAGGUGAAUGACAUUUUUAAAGAUCUUGCUGUCUUGGUUCAUGAGCAAGGGACCGUGAUUGAUGAUAUUAGCUCCCACGUUGAUAAUGCUCAGGCUGCAACUUCUCAGGGAAAGACCCUACUUGCAAAAGCGGCGAAGACUCAACGGUCAAAUUCAUCUCUGGCUUGUUUGCUUCUGGUGAUAUUUGGGAUUGUGCUUCUCAUUGUGAUCAUAGUACUCGCAGCUUAAUCAGGAUUUAGCAAUCCUGGUGGUAUGUUGUGCAAACCCUACUGAUCUGCUUCAGAAGGCAGUGACAAGGUGGUCGUCUCCCUGCAUGGCUCUUCAAUUGUGGCCUUUGUGCGACUCCAUGGUUGAAUGGAUCGUCACCCUUCCAGUCUCAUUUUCCGUAUAUAAAUAUCAGCUUUUGUCUUGGGCUCAUUUUUUUGUUAUUUUUCCCUUUCUUCUUCCCUGUGGCUUUCCCGGAGUUGGGUGCAUGGGUAUUGCUUCCGUUGUUCGGGUCUUGAAUGUGGGUCUCGGACUCUGCGUGCCGUGGUUUGUUGUAUAAUUUGUCCUUUCCUUUCAAAAAAAAAAAAUGAGAGUAACUAAUUCUUUUCCGGUCUUAUGGUGAGUGGGAUAACUAGAAGGAAUAUACGUACCUGAGUUGUUUCUACGAUAUUUCUUUUUUCUACCUGUGACUUUCUGGUCCUGUGUACAUCUGUA